UUAACCAGUCAACCAGUAUUAUUAUCUAAAUAUUGCAAGCUAUUUUUUGAUUUGGGGAAGGCUACAAAACAGAUAAAAACAAUUCUGAGGAAAAUCCCAACAGCAGUUGGCAUGAAAGUGCUGAAUUGAAUAUUUUUAUUAGCAGCAAUAGCCAGGUCAACAAUAUGAGAUAUUUCCAGCAGUAGCUUCAUUUCUAAUAUGAGGCAUUCACAGAAAAUUUCCAAUCAUUUUAUUCUAUUUUAGGAAAAAUCAAAGAUUUUCAUAUGGUUAUUGUUAAACAAAGUAUAAAUUUCAAUUCUAUUUUUAUCUCUGGCAGUCAAAGACUAAACAUAGAUAGCAAAAUACAAAAAAAAAACAAUUCUUUUUUUAUUAAAAGUAAAAUACUUAAUGAGUGUGUAUAGAGAAGCAAACUAGCAUAUUCAACAAUAUUUUCAUAAAACUUCAACAUUUUUUUAAGGUUAUUUGUAUUCACAACAAUAUAACCAACUGAUAGCUUUAUUUAUUAAAAAUAAUGAUAAGUGUUAAAAUAAAAUUUCAAAGAAAAUAAUUCAUUUAUUAAGAAUGAGUAUUUUAAGAAUAACUCAUUUUUCAGAAUUAUAUAGUAUUUGAAAAUAUCUACCCUUGUGUAGCAAUCAACACACACGCAGGAGUGCAACUGUCUCCUAAGACUAUAAUAAUUGAAAAUAUAUCUUUUUAAUUUUUAAAUAUCACAAACCCUUGGCUACCAACUUGAAAAAGGAUACAGAAGAAUACAUUUCAACUACUCUGAAAAUUCUCACAAAAAUGAAUAAAACUACAUUGCAUAAUAAAGGCUGGAGUAGGGAUAGAAAGAGAAAUUUAAAAAAAAAAAGAUAGAGAGAGAGAAAUAGCCAUAUACAUGGCAUAAAUUAUUUAUUAAGCCAUACCAUAUUUUGAAGAGUAGUAGACACAGAACCACAUAUAGCAAUGGAGAUUAUGCAGAAGAAAAUGCCUCCAUGCACAAAUACACUGAUAAUAAAGAUAAAUAAAUCCUGCAGAGAAAAUGAGACAAAUAUUUUUACUGAAUUAUAUUAACAAGCAUAUGGAAGAACACUGAAAAGGAAAACUGUACAAGUAGUAGAAGUAGGAAGGAAGCUGACUUUUCAUAGAUAUACUUGAUUAUAAGUAUUGGAGAACUGGAUCAAUUGAAGAGAAGAUUUUACGGCUGACUAUAAACUCCUAACUCACUAUUCACACACAGAGUAGUAACUGUGUGUGUGUGCAUGCAUGCGUGUAUGUGUGUGUGCAUGCCAGUGCAUGUGUGUGUAUGUAUGUGUGAUAGAAAUAAUGUUGGCUUGCCCACUUCCUUGCUUGCUUGAGCCAUGUUCUGCUUUCACUCACUUCAAAGUCAAAGCAGCACUACAGUCGAGGUGCAAGUGUAUCAACGUGUUGUGUAGUAGCAGCGCUAUAUUAGAAUAGCUCCAAUCAUACAUGGCAGAUACCAAAUAUUUAAUCAUGCCUACUCUAAAAGAGGAACUGCUGUUUGCUAAAAACAGCAGUAUUACAGGCAUGGAGGAAACCAUCAUACAGACAAUGUACAAGUAUCUAAAUCCUAUAUUCCUGCUGUGUGGCACAAUUGGAAAUAUUAUGUCAUUAGUGAUGAUGCAUAAAAUGAGUGCUCGAGUCUGGUCUAGCUGUAUUUAUCUCAGUGUUCUGGCUAUCGUUGAUCUACUUAUUCUCUAUCUUGACUGUGGAAACAGGUGGUACAAACAGCUUACUAACAUUGAUCUCAACAUAGUUAUUAUGACAAGCACAGAUGCAAUGUGCCAGGUUUAUCUAUUUUUCUACAAUUUUAUUUUCCAUUUUUCUGCCUGGCUCGUGGUCGCUAUCACAGGAGAAUGUUUAAUCUCUAUAAAGUCUCCAAUUUUUAAAUAUAAAUCAUGCACCAGAGAACAUGCACGUGCUAUCAUUUUAUUUAUAACAGUCAUGCUGAUUGGAAUUAACAUUCAUUAUUUCUGGACCCAUGCACUUGUUAGUAAACAAGGCACCAGCAUCUUACAGAGUAAAGUAUGCAUCAAUGUGGAUGAAUUUUCAGAUGUCUUCAAAGAUCAGAUAUGGCACUACCUUGACAUCUUCAUAAAAGAUGUUAUUCCACUCUUGGUAAUAUGUCUGCUAGUAACCAUGAUUGCUAUGAUUCUGCAUGCAAACAUAAGCAAUGCAAAAGGUAUGGAACCAGUGUUAAAGAAGUACUACAUGGAUAUUGAAUCUUUUCACGAAAUGUGCUAUAUUGUUAUAGUCAUAGCUAUUAUCUACAUUGUAUGUACACUCCCUAAAGUAGGCCUGACAGUAAUUCAUCAUUGUGUUGUUUACGGACUCCUGCCAUAUACACAAAAUCUUGGUGCUAAACUUAAACUAGCUGAUGCAAUUUGUCAAAUGUUCCAGUAUGGAUAUCACAGCCUAAAAUUAUUCAUAUACAUUUAUUUCUGUAAACGUAUCAACAUCUGGACAAAGAAAUCCACAAAAGUUUUCCUCACUCAAACAUGCAGUGGUAACAAGGUCUCCAGAUCCAGUACAUUUUAUUCGCAACAAAGCAUGGAGAGACCUCUCAGUGAGCAACACUACUUCCAAGAAAGUAAGCCCAUUCAAGUUCCUGAUUCAAGUUUUUUUAAAGAAAAGCAAAAGGUCACUUUCUCAAAGCCAAGAGUAUUUACACAGACACAAGUUUGAAUUUAUAUUCUCACUCUCACACACACACACACACACACACACACACACACACUCUCUCUCUCUCGCUCUCUCACAUAGAAUUUGUAAACAUUAAAUUUCUAUUAUAAAUGUUAAAUGUUUAAUGAUACUCAAUAAAUAUUUUCUUUCAUGUUA
Molecule: messenger RNA, 2838 nt
Organism: Octopus bimaculoides (California two-spot octopus)
Lineage: Eukaryota; Metazoa; Mollusca; Cephalopoda; Octopoda; Octopodidae
Biological process (GO): G protein-coupled receptor signaling pathway
Cellular component (GO): membrane
Molecular function (GO): G protein-coupled receptor activity
Source: RefSeq, a predicted model, not a curated record